GCUCUUCCCGUGUUUGCGCCGAGUUGUCUCUGCCAACAGUGGAAGUUGUCGCACUCUUCUCUUCUGUAAUAAUCAGGAGCAGUUCUGUGGAACUUUCUGAAUCGAUCAAACGUCGAAUCCAGAAACGAUUGUUCGCUAUUCAAGAUGCGUUCCAGUUGGACAAGAUUCUGGGACAGCGGGCAUCGAUCCCAUAUCGCGUCCGAGACCAGUCGUCUGCUACCAAGUUACCAUGAGGAGUCGCUCGCAUCGGCAAUUCCAGCUGAGGAAGUCACGAAAGUCGCGCUCAGGUUGCGCUAUCUGAUUGAGCAAUGUGUACCUUGUGAGCUAGAGGAAGACCUCAUCACAAAGGCGCACAGCCGUGUUAUCACCCACAAGGUCAUACAGGCAGCUAAAGAAGCGGGCGGGAGCGAGUAUGGUGCCUGUGUGGUUUACGCCUUGCUAGUGAAUAAGAGAUGGUUUAAGAGGCAGGCAAUGCUGGAGAUUUGGGACGCGGAGCUACAUGAUGUCCGGGCAACCGCCGCGGAAGUUAUCGCGAAGCAAAUUAUUGAGGGUGAGGAAGAUAUGGAGUAUCUAAUGUCGGAAGUCAUGUUGAAGAGAUACGCCACUAUCAACGACGGCAGCCAGACAGCAGUAGCCAAUGUGAUUGAAAAGUCCGUUGACUUACACGCCCUGAGAGUCAUUGGGUCAUCUGGGUACCAGAAGACAGUGAAAUACCUGUGGAAAGGCUGGCUUGUGCAGGACGACAACGAUGCCACCACGUUUGUCGACUACAAGCAAAAGGCGAACCCGAACUACUGGGUACAUCUCAACCCCGAUCGCAUGCGCGCGCCAAUCUAUCAGAAUGCUACACAAGUCAUCGUCUCUCUCGUCUAUCUCGGCCUCUACACCGGAGCAAUUAACACGGUCAACCCAACUGGUGAUCUCGAUAUUACUGAGGUUCUUCUCUACGUCUUCACCUUGGGCUUCCUUUGCGACGAGUUUUCCAAGUUUUGGAAAGUCGGGCGCUUCUAUCUCGGUUUCUGGAACGUUUUCAAUCUCAUCCUCUAUUCUCUUCUCACCAUCUCGUUCGUAACUCGAUGCAUCGCUCUCUCUCAUCCGAUCGAAGAUGACCAUGAUGGCCAGCGCGAACGCUUCAACGAGCUAUCAUAUAAUUUCCUCGCCUUCUCAGCCCCUAUGUUUUGGGGCCGACUACUGCUUUUCAUGGAUACCUUCCGCUUCUUCGGCGCUAUGCUCGUCGUCCUGAAGGUCAUGAUGAAGGAGUCGUUGAUCUUCUUUGCCCUCUUAAUUGUGGUCAUUGUUGGAUUUUUACAGGCCUUCAUCGGCAUGGACAACGUGGAUAACAAGAGCGAUGCGACAGUUUUCAUCCUGCAGAACAUGGCCAAUGCUAUUCUUGGCUCGCCGGACUUCAGUGGCUUCGAUGCAUUUGCGCCGCCAUUCGGAAUCAUCCUCUACUAUAUCUUCACAUUCACGGUUAUGGUCAUUUUGCUGAACAUCCUAAUCGCGCUGUACAACUCUGCAUAUGAGGACAUUACAGGGAACGCCUUGGACGAGUACAUGGCUCUCUUUGCACAGAAGACGAUGCAGUACGUGAGAGCACCUGAUGAGAACGUAUUUAUCGCGCCCUUCAAUCUUAUCGAGAUUUUCGGACUCAUCCUACCAUUUGAGUGGUGGAUAUCGAAGCGUACAUAUAUGAAGCUCAACGACUAUGUCAUGGCGGUAAUAUACGCUCCGUUACUUAUUGUCGCGGCCUUCUUCGAGAUGCGAAGCGCGAGGGAUGUGACGAGCAACAGAAAGCGUGGAGAGGCAGACGAUGAUACGAUCGAAGAGUGGGAGCAGCUGGAUAGCAGUGAGUUGGAUCUUGAAGGAGAGGGGUGGACGAAGAGCGUCGAGAGUGCGAAGAGCAAUGUGGACCUUGACCAAGCUACGGUCGAGGUUAGGGAAUUGAGGGAGGAGUUGGGAGAACUGAAGGAGCUCAUGAAGAGCUUUCUUAAGGAGAAGCAGGGACAGAAGUCGGAAUCUUGAUUUUUGUAUAUGGAAGAAGGUUGGAGAAUUAUAGACGGGCAGGAUGAUACAUAUUAGGAGGGAUCUAAUACCAAAUGUGUUUUUUUUGCGUCGCGAAUGGCGGUAAAGCUAUGAAUUUGUUGAAAUUGAAUAUUUGACUUCAAUCCUUUAGAACCAGAG
Molecule: messenger RNA, 2181 nt
Organism: Pseudogymnoascus verrucosus
Lineage: Eukaryota; Fungi; Ascomycota; Leotiomycetes; Thelebolales; Thelebolaceae
Exons: 3
Coding region: 145-2022 (625 amino acids)
Biological process (GO): monoatomic ion transport; transmembrane transport
Cellular component (GO): membrane
Molecular function (GO): monoatomic ion channel activity
Source: RefSeq, a predicted model, not a curated record